AUGGUCAUCGCGCCCCCAGGACAGAUUACAAUGGAAACACUAGGAGUUCAAUUCCUAUCUCUCUUUAACCGAAGCUGCCAUAUCGAGGCCUUCCUUCCAACCUUUCCGGACACUCAGUGUGCGAAGUGCCUUGAAUACGGCCACCGCCAGGAGAAAUGUAAGAACAAUGGGAAAUGCGGCCACUGCGCCGGAGAUCACCUCACCAGUUUCCACCCAUGUAACGAAUGCCAGGGAGGAUAUAGAUGCACCUACACCCCAAUCAGAUGCCUGAACUGUAAAGAAGCUCAUAAGGCCUCCGACCCAGCAUGCUCCGAGAGGGCAAAACGCCGUUUCCUCAACAAAGGGAAGGAAAACGCCCCACCCGCUCAAGACCCACCGGCCGCACCCGUCCAAGAGUUUCUUCCAAUAGUUCAAGUACCAGCCACCGCCCCGGUCGGAGCCACACCCGCGGCGGUAGAAGAAGCGGAAACAGACUCUAGUAUUUAUUUCCUACUAUUACAAGAACCAUGGACCUCAGCGGAGGGAUACCCACCAGAAUCAAAUCUCUUUUAUAUUUUCACAGCCAGCAACACUAACACAAAAUGUGCAACAUACAUCCGCAAACAUGCCAACCUCAAACCAAAACACCACUAUACAUACGAUAAUUUUAUAGUAUCGAUUACGGUAGAAAUCCAGAACAAGAAAACCCAAAUCCUAAAUAUAUACUCCCCAGGCCGAAGUGGCCCCUUUGCCCAAAUAGCAAAAACAAUCCAAACCCUCGACAACUGCCUAGUAAUGGGAGACUUCAACUGCCACCAUCAAAUGUGGUACGGAGUAAAUUCACAUGAAUACAGGAAUAACAUUCGGGCAGACCGUGUCAACGGCGUCUUUACGCAUUUCCCCAGAGACAGAGGGAAAAGGCCCACAAUCAUCGACCGUACAUUUGUAAAAGGCCCAACACUUGACCACAACCUACGAUGGAGCACCGAACCCUACGGAGCGGGCUCAGACCACUGGAGAACCUCCGUUCAUUUACACUUGGAAAAACCACCUUUUGUACCAAGACGUAUGUGGCGACAAACAGACUGGAAGCUAUUGGAGAACCAUAUGUCAAACAUUUCCAUCCCUGCAGAGGCAUGGGAAACCAAGGAACAUACGGAACAAACUGUCGAUUUCUUCCUAGAACUGGUCAGGUCAACAGUCAGCAUAGUAACACCACUCUCGAAGGAGGGGGUAAGAGCCAACUCCUGGUGGUCAGAUGAAAUGAAACAAAUGAAGGCAAGGGUAAACGCAGCAGAAAGGAAGGCGAGAAACACAAGGAAACCCAACCACGUGGAGGAACACCGGAAAGCUUGCAGAGAAUGGACAGUCAUGAUCCGGAAAGCAAAAGCGGACCAGCGGGAAAAGACGAUGAACGAGGCGAAAGGUAGUGAAAUCUGGAGAAUCCUAAACGCAGGAAGGAGAAGAGACACAAUCAUACCAACCAUACAAGGUGAAGAAACGUUUGCUGGGAAGUGUCAAGCUCUAAGAGCCCAACGUUUCCCCUCGAAACGGACGUCCCCCGACCACCCCCCCCUAAACAUUAGACCCCCUUCUUUUGACCUUAGCAACACCUUCGACAUAGUCACCCCCGAAGAACUUAAUAAAGCAAUCGACUCCUGUCCAGCGCACUCGGCGACCGGCCCGGAUGGCAUCCCUUAUACCUUUAUUAAAGCAAUAGUCAGAGCAAACACAACUCUAAUUCAAGACAUGUUCUCCGCCAUGCUCCGGCACGCUAAGUGUAUCCCGAUCCCGAAACCCGGUAAAGCAAAUUAUCAUGAAGCAAAAGCCUACCGGCCCAUUUCCCUUCUACAAUGUUUCAGCAAAAUCCUGGAGAAGAUAGUGGCUCAGAGACUCUGCACCGUUGAGGAAAUCCUAGGCACACUCUCAGCGAAUCAAUUUGGAGGAAGACCAACCAUCUCGGCAAUCGACGCCCUCCUGAAAACCUUAACACCAAUACAACAAAAUCUACUACUGAAAAACAGCACCGGAAUCGCCCGGCGAGACAGACCAGCGAUCCUAACCAACGACAUCCAAGGAGCAUUUAAUUGUGUCGAUCACCUACUCCUCGCGCAAAUCAUGCACCAACAAAAAUACCCCACCUACCUGACAGAAUGGUGUAAGGAAUUCAACACCGGCAGAAAACUACAGUUCCAAUUUAACUAUGAGCUAGAGGAACCACAGCCCUAUGAUUCUGGAGUGCCGCAAGGUAGCCCCAUGUCCCCGGUACUAUUUAUGAUCUAUGCCGGAGUAAUCCUGGACCCAACUGGCAGCCCAAAAGAGAUGGACACAACUUACAUCGAUGACGAUGCGCUGGUGCAAAUAUCCAAAACACCAGGCUUCACAAUCAGGAGAAUGGAGGAACGAAUGAGAGAAAGACUAAUUAAAGCUGAGCCACUCCAAAUCAAAUACGACCCGGAUAAAUCCGAUCUGAUCUUCUUCCGGCCCACCACAUCAUCCACGCAACAAACACGACUUCCAGUCAAAGUUAACAACAUCAAUAUAUACCCCAAGGAGAGGCUGAAAUACGUACGAGUCUGGAUAGAUCCGACCCUCUCCUUCCGGCCCCACAUCGAAGCAGCGAUCGCGAAAGGCCUUAAAGCCCUCCACCAGAUUCGAAACACUGCCCGCCUGCCAGGCAUAACAGGUAAGACUAUCCACCACCUAAUAACACAAGGCUUCCUUCCAAGCCUGCUCUACGGAUCCGAGGCUUGGUGGACUGACGCAGACCACAUUAUAAGAUCCCUCGAACCACUAUACAAUGAAGCGGCCCGGGUCAUCACCGGCCUACCACGAUUGACCAAAAGAGCUAAACUCCUCCGAGAAGCAGGCCUACCCCCCCUAGAAUACCUUCUGACAUACCGCUCAAGAAAGUACGGAACCAGAAUACUCUGUACUAAUGCAACCCACCCCAACAAUGAAUCCCUGAUCGAGCUCCUCCCAUACAGAGAAACAAACAUCAAAGGAACAGGCCUACACCGAAUCGCCUCCCUCUUGCUCCCAUACCAAACUCCCGGAAAUAUGAGAGAUAAGUGGAACCAAAACAAACUACUACGCGACCACCUGUUAGAAGAAUGGAAUACACAACCAAUACCUAACUACCACCAUCGGGGGGAAUUCCGCCCCCCUCCCAAGAUUGCAAAACUCACCCUGACAGAAGCAAAGAAGGUAUUUCGAAUCCGAUGUCAAACCACCCGGAUCGACAAACAUGCAGCACACAUAGACCCCGAACCAUGCCAGUGUGGGAUGGAAAACUCAGCGAAACAUACACUUAUGGAAUGCCCAGCGUGGGCUCGAAUCCGUGCCCCCCUGAUAGAGAAAAUCCCCGGAGCGAUGGCCUGGGAAAAUUGGAUGUUCACAAACCUGAAAACGGACCAUAUCCUACAAUUUGCAAAGAAAUCUCAACUCUCGAAAUGGUACGAGUCGGUGGAGGCGGAGGCGGACCUGGAAGAGGGGAUGGAAGAAAAUGAUUACAGGCGGGAUUAG
Molecule: messenger RNA, 3504 nt
Organism: Morchella sextelata
Lineage: Eukaryota; Fungi; Ascomycota; Pezizomycetes; Pezizales; Morchellaceae
Exons: 4
Coding region: 1-3504 (1167 amino acids)
Molecular function (GO): catalytic activity
Source: RefSeq, a predicted model, not a curated record